AUGGUGAAGAUCUCUGAGCUCAACAGGGACUCUCCUUGCGCCUUCGCCCUCUGCUGCUGGAAGAGUUUGGAGAGCCAGGCACGGCGUGCUGGGAGACCAGGCCACUCCCUGGGCUUCUCGGAGGGGUGGCCGGGCAGGCUAGAUCGGGAUCUUGGGUCGCUACCGUGGCAGGUUCUACAAGUGACAAAUUCUGAGCAGCAAUUCCAGACGGGGCAGCCACCCUCAGUGUGCGGGGAAAAUAGGUCAAUGAGCAGUGCCUCCGCACCGCUCUCUCAGGGUGCUAUUGCCGCCGCGGCCACUGCGGCAACCGUUCCAUGCACCUUAAGCUGCCCUGUGGUCAUCUCUGAUGACGAUGAUGAUGAUGUCAUCGAGGUUUCUGCGGUGAUGAAGGUGCAGGCUGUGGAGGAUGAGGAGGAGGAGUAUCCUCGUAAGAAGCAGAAGCGAGCUGUGGUCAUCUCUGAUGAUGAUGAUGAUGACAUCAUCGAGGUUUCUGCAGUGAUGAAGGUGCAGCCUGUGGAGGAUGAGGAGGAGGAGGUUCCUCGCAAGAAGCAGAAGCCAGCUGUGGUCAUCUCUGAUGAUGAUGAUGAUGACGUCAUCGAGGUUUCUGGGGUGAUGAAGGUGCAGGCUGUGGAGGAUGAGGAGGAGGAGGUUCCUCGCAAGAAGCAGAAGCCAGCUGUGGUCAUCUCUGAUGACGAUGAUGAUGACGUCAUCGAGGUUUCUGCUGUGAUGAAGGUGCAGGCUGUGGAGGAUGAGGAGGAGGAGGUUCCUCGUAAGAAGCAGAAGCCAGCUGUGGUCAUCUCUGAUGAUGAUGAUGAUGACAUCAUCGAGGUUUCUGCAGUGAUGAAGGUGCAGCCUGUGGAGGAUGAGGAGGAGGAGGUUCCUCGUAAGAAGCAGAAGCCAGCUGUGGUCAUCUCUGAUGACGAUGAUGAUGAUGUCAUCGAGGUUUCUGCAGUGAUGAAGGUGCAGGCUGUGGAGGAUGAUGUUCAGGAGGUUCCUCGUAAGAAGCAGAAGCCAGCUGUGGUCAUCUCUGAUGAUGAUGAUGAUGACAUCAUCGAGGUUUCUGCAGUGAUGAAGGUGCAGCCUGUGGAGGAUGAGGAGGAGGAGGUUCCUCGUAAGAAGCAGAAGCCAGCUGUGGUCAUCUCUGAUGACGAUGAUGAUGACGUCAUCGAGGUUUCUGCGGUGAUGAAGAUGCCGCUGAAGGCAAAGGAGAAGCCCCAGGGCCCUCCAGCCAGGGAGCCUACAGCAGAGGCCCUGGAGGCAGAAGCCAGAGCUGCACUGGGCCGAGGUGACCCUCAGGAGGUGCUGCGCAGUGCCUUCAAACUCCGUGUCACCCGGGAGGCCAUGGGCACGCUCAGGGAGGGCCAGUGGCUGAACGAUGAGGUCAUCAAUUUCUACCUGCAGCUGGUGGCAGAGAGGAGCAGGAAGGCUGGAUAUCCUUCUGUCCAUGCCUUUAGCACCUUCUUCUACCCCAAGCUGCUGUCUGGUGGCCAUGCAGCGGUGAGAAGGUGGACCAGGGACGUGGAUAUAUUCCAGAAAGACAUCAUCCUGGUUCCCAUUCACCUGGGGAUGCACUGGGCACUGGUGGUCAUUGAUGUCAGGAAGAGGGCCAUCAGAUACUAUGACUCGAUGGGGCAGAGGGGCAUGAAGAUCUGCCAGGCUCUGCUCCAAUACCUGCAAGAGGAAAGCCGCAGCAGAAGAGGCCUGGAGCUGGCUUCUGCCCAGUGGAGUCUGCACAGCAUGGGGGCCCAGGAGAUCCCUCAGCAGAGGAACCAGAGUGACUGUGGGGUCUUCCUCUGUCAAUAUGCUGAGUCCAUCUGCAGGGAGAGAGCCAUCACCUUCAGCCAGAGCCACAUGCCCAGGUUCAGAAAGAAGAUGGUGUGGGAGAUCAUUCACCAACGGCUCCUCUGA
This is a messenger RNA of Indicator indicator, 1908 nucleotides long. RefSeq lists its product as uncharacterized. The record is from RefSeq and is a predicted model, not a curated record. Gene Ontology annotation, cellular component: nucleus. The transcript is spliced from 17 exons. Gene Ontology annotation, molecular function: deSUMOylase activity. Bases 1 to 1908 code for a protein of 635 amino acids. Gene Ontology annotation, biological process: protein desumoylation. Lineage: Eukaryota; Metazoa; Chordata; Aves; Piciformes; Indicatoridae.